AUGAGUUGGCUAUGCUGGAACGUGCGUGGGCUUGGGAACCGGCGCACCGUUCGUGAGCUCGAAGCUUUAGUCCGAGCACAAGAUCUCGUUGCCCUGUUUUUGGCUGAGACGUGGGCAGAUGAAGAUAGACUCUGCAGUUUGUGUAAUAAAUUAAACUUCGAUCAUGCAUGGAUUGUUCCUCGGAUCAACAGUACUGGGUGUCUCAGCCUCUUUUGGAAAAAGAUAGUCCACAUCGAAGUGAUCUCCUCCUCGCCGAACCACGUGGAUACAAUUGUUGGGAAUUCCGACGAGGAUCGAUUGCAUUUUACCAGUAUAUAUGGUUUUGUAGAUUCAAGAAGGAAGCAAGAAACUUGGUCUCUGUUGCGCCAGCUGCACCGACGUAUCUCCUUUCCCUGGCUCUGUGUAGGAGACUUCAACGAAAUAAUGUGGGCGCACGAAAAAUUGGGCAGGGGUCCGAGACAAGAUCGCAUGAUGAUGGAGUUUAGGGAAGUCCUGGAUGAAUGCGGUCUAAUGGAUUUGGGCUAUAGAGGUGAGAAAUACACCUGGAAAGGAAAACGCCCAGGGGGUAUGGUCUUGGAGUGGCUUGAUCGGGCAGUAGCGAAUAACACUUGGUUUGCUUCCAACCCGGGUACUCAGGUACAACACUUACAAUCUCACGCAUCGAAUCAUAGACCAAUCAUAGUGAAGCCGGAUGGAAUCUUCCCCAAACCAUGCAGACCUUUCAAAUUUGAGAAAAUGUGGCUGAGCGACAGGGGAUGCUCUGAUACAGUCAUCUCGGCAUAG
Messenger RNA from Quercus lobata, 783 nucleotides. RefSeq lists its product as uncharacterized. Gene Ontology annotation, molecular function: catalytic activity. NCBI's taxonomy places the organism in Eukaryota, Viridiplantae, Streptophyta, Magnoliopsida, Fagales, Fagaceae. The record is from RefSeq and is a predicted model, not a curated record. The transcript has a single exon. The coding region runs from base 1 to 783 and encodes 260 amino acids.